Eruca vesicaria subsp. sativa (arugula) is the source of this 354-nucleotide messenger RNA. The record is from the annotation of a GenBank genome assembly. Lineage: Eukaryota; Viridiplantae; Streptophyta; Magnoliopsida; Brassicales; Brassicaceae.
AUGAAAACGAUGAACGUAUCUUAUCCGGAGAAACAAGCAAUGCGAUUCCAUUCCAGCCUAUGGAACGGAGAUGAUUGGGCUACAAGAGGAGGGCUCGUGAAGAUAGACUGGUCCAAAGCGCCUUUCACAGCUUAUUACAGGAACUAUGAGGUGCAAGACUGUGAUUGGUCAGCCCCUGGCUCUAAUGUAUCUUGCAGUGGUGAUGGUCCAAACUCAUGGCUCAAUGAAGGGAUCGAUGAAAAUAGCAUCAAGAGGCUUAAGUGGGUCCAAAGCAACUUCAUGAUCUAUAACUAUUGCAAUGACGCUAAAAGAUUUGGUCCAGGGUUGCCUACCGAAUGUGUUGUUAUAAAUUAA